AUGGAACUUCGCUUUGAGAAAGUCAACUACAGCAAAAUAAAAUGUUCUGUAAUUCUGGCAACGAAAAUUUUUCUAUCAUUCAUUAUCUUGUUAUAUUUUGGUGGAAGUCUUGUUCUUGGGAACAAAGAUAUUCCAUUUUGUCACAAGUUAUGGAACGACCUUGGAAACAAUUUGGCAGACAGGCGUGAACGAUGUUUGGAUGGAGAUCAAGAAAUUAACUCAUCUCGUUGUCAAUCAGAAAAAGAAUAUUUUGAAGAGAGGAGACUCAGACACAGACAAAUGUGUCUUUAUGAAG
Paramuricea clavata is the source of this 295-nucleotide messenger RNA. NCBI's taxonomy places the organism in Eukaryota, Metazoa, Cnidaria, Anthozoa, Malacalcyonacea, Plexauridae. The record is from the annotation of a GenBank genome assembly.